AUGCAGCAGCAGGAUGAAAAGGAGAAACGGCGGAGAUGUCGCAGAAGAAUGCGGGAGGAGUCGUCGGUGAAUGAGUUCGAUGCAAAACCCUCUUCGACAAUACCGUUGACAACGGCUCUGGUAUCCUCGGAACUCCGGCAUGAACUGCAGCACAUUUGGAAUGUUGCAAGGACGCAGGACGAUGUUGCACCGGAGGCUCCUGCGGACGAGCGUGGUGCAGAAAAGGCGGUUGAUGUGCCUCCCUUCAAAGUGGGGACUAUGGAGAUGUACAGGCGCUUUCCAAAGCAGUACGACCUUUUAAUGCGCCGUCAUGACUGCCGUGCGGUGCAGGAGUAUCUUGACAGUCUCGUGUUGAGUUUGCAGCAGCCACCACCACCACCCGCCUCCGAUGGUGAAGAAAAAUGCGUAGGUGCUGCAGAUGCGAAGCGGGAUGUGCGGGUGGCAGAUUUUGGUUGCGGUACGGGGCGCAUUGCAAGCAUGCUUUGUCGGCACCCCGCCGUCAGUGCGGUGUACUGCUAUGAUAGCGAGACGCCGAUGCUGCGAGAAUGUCUGACCAAUGUUGUACGCUCCGUUGCUGAGGCACGGCGGGAGACGUACGGGGUCUGCAUCUGCCCACGUGCUACUGCCCGCGUUGAUGGUAAUGAUGAGGAUACUAAUGUUAACACGCUGGAAACGAGUGCUGCCGCGGUGUGUGUGGGCAGUACUGGUGCAACUGCACAGUCGCCUGGUACCAUGCUGCUGUGUGUUCGCCCCGUCAGCUUUGGAGAUGUGCAAAGCGGGUUUCUCUCAACGCACCCGUCUUGUCACCUUGUGGUGUGUGCGUGGUCGCUCUCCUACGUGAUGCGUGCACAAUGGGGCGGGGAUCGCUGGCACGCAGCCGUCGACGCGACCCUCGCAGGCCUCAUUGGGCUGCUUGACACCUCCGGUGCGGCGGCGCUCGUCAUCAUUGAGACACUUGGAACGGAUUCCAUAGAGCCGCGGCGGAACAAUACCCUGCCGCAGCGCCUUGAAUCCGAAUACGGAUUCGAACAGCGAUGGGUGCGCACGGAUUACAAAUUUCGCGACGUAGCAGAGGCAGUGUCACUUACACGCUUCUUCUUUGGCGAGUCGAUGGCACGUCGCAUGGCGGAGGGGGAACGAACCGUCCUGCCAGAGUGUACAGGUAUAUGGACACUUUGGAGAAGGUGA
Molecule: messenger RNA, 1188 nt
Organism: Trypanosoma rangeli
Lineage: Eukaryota; Euglenozoa; Kinetoplastea; Trypanosomatida; Trypanosomatidae
Product: putative protein transport protein Sec31
Exons: 1
Coding region: 1-1188 (395 amino acids)
Source: RefSeq, a predicted model, not a curated record